CUCAGAAAGUUGGUUGCGCGUGACUUUGAGGAUCUUCUGCAGUGGACCAUACCAGCCUUUGAAGGCAUACUACCCGCUCCAGCAGAUCACAUCGUGCAGCGGAUGCUGUUCUGUCUAGCGACCCAUCACGCAAUGGCCAAAUUGCGCCUCCACUCUGAUUCAAUGCUUACGAUCUUCGACCGUGUUACAUGCAGGUUGGGUGAAGCCAUGCUCACUUUUGCCUCAAAAGUGUGUCCGGAGUACAACACCUGUGAACUCGACAAGGAGCUGGCCACGCGGCAGAGGAGGAAGGCUAAGAAGGCAGCCAAGCACAAGACCACUACGACGACCUCAAAGCGUGUAUCGACCCCCGAGCCGAACAGCGCCGAGGAGAGCACACAUGUAGAGAAGCGCUACAACCUCAACACGUACAAGUUCCAUCAGGCCGGCGACUAUGUACGGGAGAUUCAUGAGACGGGGACCCUGGAUGGCACCUCAACACAGACAGUGAGAGCGUUCCAGCUUCGCCACAUGAUCAGGUAUUGA
Messenger RNA from Trametes versicolor FP-101664 SS1, 525 nucleotides. RefSeq lists its product as uncharacterized. The record is from RefSeq and is a predicted model, not a curated record. Lineage: Eukaryota; Fungi; Basidiomycota; Agaricomycetes; Polyporales; Polyporaceae. The annotation marks the transcript as partial. The transcript has 2 exons.